AUGACGAUGGAUGUUACCUGGCUUGUCCUCCUUCUGAUUGAGCACGCUGACCAUCGCUUGAACCGUGCACUGCAGGCUGCUUUCAGGCAGCUCAACCUCUUGCCCAAAGCCUUCGUCGGAAUUUUUUACGACGAUUGCUUGGUAGUGGCCGAUUCACAAGAUGAGCAACAGCGUUCCGUGAGUGAGAGUGAUCGUUUUGAUGUUCUGACGGGCCAAAAAAUUGGUCACAAGAAGACUGUGGGAUUCACCAUCCCUUGCACUGAACCGGUGUUGCGCUCACGUGGCCAGCUCCUCAAGCAGGUUACAGUGGACAAGCUUUUGGGGGUGCUCAUCCGCAUGGACAACCAGCCUGACCAGUCGCUGCAGGACAAACGGGCCCUCGAGGCGCAAGCUGAGAUCCACCCCAUCGCCAAGCUCCCUGUGCCUUUGGAGGAGAAAGCCACGCUGCUUGCCUUGAAGACCGCUGGUGCUCGGUACGGCCUCGAGCUUGAGGAGCCUACUGCACGGGUUGCCCGCGACUUCGACCAGUGUGUUCUGCAGACGCUGUGCGGGCAACGCGCCCUCAGGUGUAAGUACACCAGCAUGGGCUUGGCAUGGCGUGGACACAGACUCUUCAUUGAGAUGGCUAUCCCCUACCAGGCAUUUGACAUGGCCCGACGGCAGCUCCUUCGCCUUCCUUUUCCUGUGGAGCUCGUUCGCGAAGUGUGGGAGUAUCGCGGUGGAUGUUGCUUGAAGGGCCUUGGGUCUCGAGUUGCUUCGCGGCUAGGACCUCCGCUGUCGCUGGCCUUGUGCGGGCUCGUGAGUACUGGCUCACUCGUGGCGUUGUGCUCCCUGAGGCUCGGUGGCAGAAGCGGGCUUACAGGCGGCGUCAUCUUCAAGCUUUCUUGCGGAGUGAUCGCCGGGAUGGAGCCGCCAUGGCCCGGUGCCCUUGGUGUGGUCGUCAGCAGGUCCCGACGUGGGACCACCUCUGCUGGGAGUGCUCGAACUUUUCCGACGGUCGUCCUGGAGUACCACAGCAUCCUCUCGGGCGCAGACUUGGAUGGCCAAGUGGUCAAGGAGAUCGUGCCGCGAAACUGGUGCUGCAACAUAUGGCUCGUGUACGCCGUGUGGUCCUGGAGCGACAUGGAACCCACGUCUUUGACGAGGGUCACACAGAUGCUGAGCAGUGAGACGGGAGCGGGGGCGCUGAGCUCACCCGUCGGGGCACUGAUGGUGGUUGAUGCCCACCCUCUCCCGUCUGUGCUUCCUUUCGAGCGCGACAGCGGUGCUCCUCCGUUACUGUAUGGCACGGUUCCCCUUGUGCCAAAAUCGGAGUCAGGGCUGCCCGAGGAGCAACACCCUCUCACUUAUCUCUCGGUGUGGGCUGUUGGCUUUGACAAAGCUACUUACAACCUUUCGAAGGAUUGGCUGAAGGCCCUCAUGCCGGGCGAGAUGCGUGGCGCCAGACCGGAUGCCAUGACAUUGGACAUUACAUGGGCCAUCACGUUGCUGCUCGAGCACUCCCAUUGUUUUCAGCAAUUCAAGGCUGGCUAUCUCCUGGACCGCGAACAGUGCUUCGACCGUCUGCCGUGGAGCAUCACUUACGAGCUUGAGGCCAGCGUGGGGUAUCCGGUUGCUUGGACAGCAGCGGACCGACGCUUCAACAAAGAGCUACUCACUGCUUUCAGAUUGGGGCCUUCUGGUUGGGCCAUUCUGGGCUUGCACAAACGCUUCCAGGCAAGGUCGUGCUUCCAGCGUGCGCCGUGUUGCACUGCUAACGGGAGUCUGGGGCUCACGCAGCCCUUCAUUGGCAACUUUUAUGACGACUGCCUUGUGGUUGCCAACACGGAAGCCGAGAGGCAGUUGUCGAUGGACGAAAGCCACAAGUUCGACGAGCUUACGGGGCAGUUGCUUGGGCACAAGAACACGGUUGGCUUCGUGGUCCCCAGCGGUGUGGCAGUGGCACCUUUGACUUCCCGCGGAACCCCUCUGAAGCAAGUUGCUGCCGAAAAAUUUGCUUGGUGUCCUUGUUCCUACUGA
This is a messenger RNA of Symbiodinium sp. CCMP2592, 2019 nucleotides long. The record is from the annotation of a GenBank genome assembly. Lineage: Eukaryota; Dinophyceae; Suessiales; Symbiodiniaceae.